CAACAUGGCACAACUGUAUUUUCUUUUUCUGGAAGGAUAGAGAAUAAAUGCCAGAAGCAGCUGCAGUUUUCAAAGGAUGUCACAGCCCUGGCAUAUUCCCAAGAUGCCUACCUGAAGGGUAACGAAGCCUACAGUGGCAACGCCCGCAAUAUACCUGAACCACCACCAAUAUGUUAUCCCCGGCUAACAUCCGCAGCUUCUGGCAUGGCACAACCUGUUGAGAAAGCACCUUUCGACUCUUCACUGGGAAAGCAGCAAACUAGUAGACCUGUUUGGGCAUCAGCACAACCAGACAAGGCCUACAGAAUGGAAAUACAAGUGCCUCCAUCCCCAACAGAUAUUGCAAAAUCCAACACAGCUGUCUGUGUUUGCAAUGAGACUGUACGAACUGUUGUUGUGCCUUCUGAGAAGGCUGUAGACUUGCCAUCCUGUAGAACAAAUCACACCAGUCCACCGCUUCGAACAGAGGAAGUCAGAUACAGUUUCAAGGAACCAACCAAUUUAAAGACGAAGGCACGAACCACAUCACCCCCCGCUUCAAUGUCUACUGCCAUCGUACUUCCUCAAACUCCCCUUACAAGGCCAGUAGAUGCCACUGGACUGGCUGGCAGAUCUGGAAGCUGUGGAGGGCAUCCAGAAGGAAUCUCUGAUUCUAGAUCUCCUCAACUUACAGGUGUUCCCUCUGUGACCUCCAAUCACAAUAAUUCUUCAAAUGCCCACCAACCCAUAGACUGGAAAAACUACAAAACCUAUAAAGAAUACAUUGACAACCGACGUUUGCACAUGUACGGUUGCCGAACCAUACAGGAAAGGUUAGACAGCUUAAGAGCAGCAUCUCAGAAUACAAUAGAUUAUAACCAAGUGGUACCAAAUCGCACCGGCUCACAGGUACGACGAAGGAGCAGCUCUCACGAUAGGGCUCUGCAGUCAGUUCAGAUUCGGCAAAGGAGUACGUCCCAGGAAAAACUUGAGGAUCCUGUCUUGAGAGAUUGGCCAAGGAGUGCCUCACAGGACGCUCUGACCUCACCAAAUAUCAGCUCCCGAAAUCACAGGGCCCGGUCCUGGGACUUCCUAGGCAAGCAGGGCGAACAAUUAGAACACUUCCACGCAGAAAACCUGGUUGUCGAUUUCAACAGGGGAAGAAAGAAGAGCAACAGAUGGCCUGGAUUGACCGAACCUGAUGACCACCGAGGUUUUUAUGAGAGAUCUAGGCCUCAGGCAUUUCAUAUGUCCUUUCGUGGUUCGCCUUUCCCAGUUGUUCCGGGAUUUUAUAGUCCAGACAGGAGGAGAAUGGGCAGUGGGGCCCCAGGGCCUGCCUCCCAGUUCUUGAAGGUCUUGCCGGAUGGGAAAACCCUGCAGCCUCCCAGAGAUUUGUUGGCUGCUGUCGGGACCUCAAAAGAAAGAUCAUGUCACAUCACAGCUAGAAGCACAAGAAGCAGCUCUUUGAAAACUCCUGUACCUUAUGCAACAAAACCAUCACUUCCCCUCAACCAGAGCCUGGAGAAUGUUACUGCCAAAGACCAAAGACAAGUAAACCAUAGACAUCACAGUGGCUUGUUGAAACAGCAGUCCGGAAUACAAGCAGAAAGUGUGCCAGAUCACAAAGCAGAACUAGGUGUGAGCACCCGGUCCCCUACUUCCUGUGUAGCUUCGGCCAAAUUUGUCCCUCAGAUUAGUGAGCACUUAACUACCUCUGUUAAUUUAGAUGUCUCUGUCAGACAGAAGGUUCAAGGUGAACAUGUACAAGACGCUAGGAUGCAGACAACUGAGGAUGUGGUAGAGGAUGCAGAAAGAGUUACCCUACGAGAAAAGUCCCCUUCUGGCCAACAAACACCACAACCUUUGCGGCAUCAGUCCUACAUUUUAGCUGUAAAUGAUCCAGAGCCUGCCUCUGACUCAACUUGUUGGUUACCCAAUGAUGCCCGCCGAGAGGUCCAUAUAAAAAGAAUAGAAGAACGGAAAGGCUCUGGCUCGAGCCCACCAGGUGAUUCCUUGGCGUCCAUUCCAUUCAUAGUCACUUUAAAACUGGGAGCUGUGAUAUAUUUGGUUUUGCCAAAGGCCGGGUAUUCGGAGACAGUGUCUGCCACCAACCUGAACUUCCCCACACCUCACCUGAAGUCUCCCACACCCACAGCCAUCCCAAAGGAAUUGGAGUGCGGCCACCCGACACACUGCUGA
Molecule: messenger RNA, 2178 nt
Organism: Sphaerodactylus townsendi
Lineage: Eukaryota; Metazoa; Chordata; Lepidosauria; Squamata; Sphaerodactylidae
Product: rho GTPase-activating protein 21-like
Exons: 4
Coding region: 205-2178 (657 amino acids)
Biological process (GO): Golgi localization
Source: RefSeq, a predicted model, not a curated record